Osmia lignaria (orchard mason bee) is the source of this 3710-nucleotide messenger RNA. The record is from RefSeq and is a predicted model, not a curated record. Lineage: Eukaryota; Metazoa; Arthropoda; Insecta; Hymenoptera; Megachilidae.
CUGAUUUGACUGUAGUAUUACUUCACAUCUUAUGCUUGUCAGAUACCCAUGUUCGAAAUAAAUACUUCUAAUUACUAGUAAUUUAUGUUUUCCAUACUACUUAACGUACACAAAUAAUUGUCAACGCUAAAUGUCCGAUCAUUCGAUUAAACAUUGUGGCACACAGCGACCAACUCGUUUUUCUAGGUCCACAACAUUAAGAGAAAAAUAAUUUAUAAUACUAAAUAGAUAUUAAAAAGAAACAUUUGUAUCCAGAAGAACAGCAAAUAUGUACAGCUUUGAGUAUUAAUAGGUUAAGUGCAAGUUUCUGUGUUCGCACAAUUAACAGAGAAGCAGUGUUUACUACCUGUUGCAAUGAUACCAGUCAUUAAUGGAAUGUAACAACACAUUUAUCGUCUUUAGAAUAGGACACAGUGUGUCGGUAUUGUCACAACACGUGAUACUUAUUUGUGCCACCAUAAGAAGCGAGGUAUGGAAAAGUAAACAAACGUUGAGGACGCUGGUCGGUCUCGUGUUCGAAACGUAACUUGACUCUUCCCAGUAUUGCGAAAUGGGUAAAGUGAUACGUGACAAAGCAGCCAGUGACAGUUCCGAAGAAGAACAAAGAAAACCUACUGGCGAAGAACGAAAAGUACGAAGGAAGAAGAAGAAAUGUAAAAAGGAUCUGAAAGAAUUGCAGCGGAGGCUAUUAAAAUCGAAAAGGAACCGUCAGGUGACGGGCAAAUUUUGGCAGAGUAGUUUCAUAAAGCUUUUACAUCGUUUCGCAGACAUACGAGAACAAUAUAACCAACAAACGAAGAUUGAUGGGAAAUCGGGCAAGGUGGGAAAUUCAAAAAAGGUGUCCAACAGAAUUCUACCAAAAGCUUUAGUUGGCAUAUAUAGGAAUGGUGCAGCAGGUAAAAUAAUAAAAAAAUCUCAAACUAAAGAGCCUUUAAACGAUAUAAACAAUGCGCGCCUACAGGGGAAUGUUUAUAAACUUUUAAAUAAUUGUGAUUCCGAAUUAGAACCUAUUACAAUUGAAAAUGGUACCAAGGGAGUUUCAAAAAAUCCUUUAUUUGAUUCUGCUGUAAAAAAUAUUUUACAUCCAACUCCUCCUGGUGAUAAGAGAUUAAGUCCUGUUUUGGGUAAAGUGGAUGGAAAAAAGCAACGCCCAAAAAUCAGAUGCAUAGAAAAUGUGAAUCCUCCAAGAGUAUUCAAUUUUCUUCUAAAACCUAAAAAUAAAAAUUCAGUUGAUACUGAAAAAUUUCCCGACUCUGCAAUUAAAAAGUAUGAAGAAUUAUGUAGUACUGUUUCUGCGGAGAAUUUCGAGGGAAAGAAUUUACCUCAGUUCGUAACAGACCCGUUAAUAGCAACAAAGAAGAAAUUGAGAAGCAUGUACGCCGAAUCGUUCCGUAGUCAAUAUUUAGGAGACACGAUUAAACGUGGUUAUGUUCAAGACUCAGAUCUUGGAUCUGUGGCCGUGGAGAAGCCAGAUCGUCAAUUACGUCACAGAAAGGACAAAAGGGAAAGCUUGCCAGAAAGUGAAAAUAUAUUUGUAAUUCCAGAGAAACAUUUUGAUUUGAAUGGCAGGAAGAACGAGGCUCCUCCUAACCUAUUAUUCGAUCUGUCCUUACUAAAUAAAUCAAGCUCAGGAGUCGAGAAUGUUGAACCAGAGUCACUGAACGAAAUGAACAAUUUAAAGAGCAAUUUGACGGAUAUAACUAUAAAUAAUCGCGAUUUUUACGAAGGAAAUUAUUGCAAGAGGGACAGCAAUUUUAAGGCUGCUGCUUCUAUGCAUGUAAACAAGAUGGAAAGGUUGAAGGAGAAAAUGGAAUCCCCCCUUUUCAUACCGAAGGAAGCACAGUUGCCAAACGAUUUAAUUACCAAAAAACAUUUGAAGCGUAAGAUUCAACGCGUACAAACGCAGUUUGUGAAGCAUGGAGCAAAGAAACACCCUGGAAGAGGGAACCUAAAAGUAUCACAUCAGGUGAAGAAUUUGAAACACAUUCCCGCUAUACUGCGACGAUGUAACAAUGCUGCAAAUAAUAACAAUCGUUUGAAUUUAUUCGACCCGUCGAUGCAUAUCAAUAAAAAGCCUCAAGAGAUACUGCUGGAUGUGGCCCCAAAGCAGAGCGCCCUCUUCUCCCCACAGACAUUAGACACGGAAUCGAAUAGGAACAGCAAGAAACUGGAAACGACAGCAAUGUUCGACCCCGCAGACGUGCAGACUUGUGUAAUGGCAUCACCGAGUCUGCUCAGAGACGAAGUAUGUUUCAAGAGUUUCCGCGAGCAGCCAGUGGACGCCAAGCAACAGCCUCAAAAGUUGAAGACCAAUGAAAUAUUCCUGGGAAAGAAGAAUAUGAAUCCUUCAGUACAGAAGACUAUAAUGUUCACGAAGAAGGAUUCUCGUAACAUAGGUCAUUGUCUGUAUCUGAACAAUCUAAUUACCGACCGAAGUGCCGACAACUCUAACGUCUGCGUGAUGAGGAGGAGCGUUUCUGUGGACCAGGAGAAAUCGAUGAAGAAUCCUUGCCCAACGCGCAGAAAUUGUCAGCAGUGUCAUCGUUGCUCGGAAGGUUCCGAUGGCUCCUACUAUUGCAGUCAGGAGUCGAAUCCAUCGCAGAUGCAAAACGCAGAGGUGCAUCAGAAACCUGUCGUUUGCGAGAAAGUGUUGCUGAGAAGAGUCCAGCAGCAUCUUCAUUCCAAUCAGAAGUGCCAUAACGAUCAGCACGUGUGUUACGUGGUUGUAGAUCCCAACAGCGUCCAGGAAUGCUCAAGUGAUAAUGUCUCUUGUCAAAAGGAGAAGCACAGGACCGUGCACUCUAGGCAUUUUUAUCAGGACGAUGUAUCCGACAUUGGUAUACUAAAGGGCGUGCAAAAUCUGCAGAUAUUGCCCAUGGAGGAACGCGAGUUGCAAACGAAUUUUACCAGCAAUCAGUGUACAGGAAGGAAUGCCGUGGUAAUCGAAGAGCAGCCAAUCAAGUACUUGGCUGUUGAGAACAAUUCCAGGGCACAAAAGAUACCUAUAUACAUGCAGAGCAACAAACGUGUUACCUCUGUCGAUAAGGUAGAGGUAGUCAAUCCCAAUGUUGGAUACCGCGUGGUAUCCUGCCCUAAGGAAUCCUCACAAAAGGUGAUAUUUGUACCCACGUGCGAGCAGAGUAAGGCAGUAUACGGUAAACAAGAAAGUUUGGCUUCUUACGAUGAAUCUCCUCUGGCAAGGAAAGUGAUCUUGUGUCGACCGGAAUUUCAGUCGAAUCUAUGGUACGUCAAAGACCCUUCGAACGUGUGCGAAGUUCACGUUCCAAAACAAAACCUCAUGGAAGUAAGAAACACCAAGUGUGAUACAGUUGUGAACAAUUUGCAAGGGGACAAAGUUAAACUGUCCAGACGAAGUACAGUCAAUUGGGACGAUCUGCAUUAUCGAUCGAAUCACGAAUAUCAACACGUGAACGACGGCUGCGUUAGAAAUCACACAAUUUUCUAUAAGAAGUGAAUUUCUUGAGUCUCUUGAAAUGUAUAUUAUAUUUUUUCUAUCUUAUUUCAGCGAGGUUUUUAUAUUUAUAAAAAUGCAAGAUGUAAACAAACAGAAAUCGUCUAUGGAAGUUUAUUUAUAUUAAAUUUUGUUUUGAUAAGGCUAUGUUUGUUACAGAAUAUAGAAGAACGUAAUGAUUUAAUCUUCAUACGUUAAAUAUAGUCGAAUUAAGCUACUAUUUUUCGUUACAUUUAUA